AUGACCAGCUCUGUGUCUGAGCAGCUGGUGGAACGGAAACGAUCCACCGAUACAAUCCCCAAGGUCCUGGCCAUGAUCUCCAUCCUGUUCAUCGUCAUUUCCACCAUCUCACUGUCCCUCAACACUCUGCCAGAGCUCCAGGUCGUGGAUGAAUUCGGCCAGUUCAACGACAACCCCAACCUGGCCCACGUGGAGGCGGUGUGCAUCGCCUGGUUCACCAUGGAGUACAUCCUGCGCCUUCUGUCCGCCCCCAACAAGUGGAACUUCAUCAAAGCGCCCCUGAACAUCAUCGACCUGCUGGCGAUCCUGCCUUACUACGUGACCCUGUGUCUGACCGAGUCCAACAAGAGCGUGAUGCAGUUCCAGAACGUGCGCCGCGUGGUGCAGAUAUUCCGCAUCAUGAGGAUCCUGCGGAUCCUGAAACUGGCCAGGCACUCGACCGGACUCCAGUCUCUGGGCUUCACCUUGCGGAGGAGCUACAACGAGCUGGGCCUGCUGAUCCUGUUCCUGGCCAUGGGCAUCAUGAUCUUCUCCAGCCUGGUGUUCUUCGCCGAGAAGGACGAGGACUCCACCAAGUUCACCAGCAUCCCGGCCUCCUUCUGGUGGGCCACCAUCACCAUGACCACCGUCGGAUACGGAGACAUUUACCCACAGACCCUGCUGGGGAAGAUCGUGGGAGGGCUGUGCUGCAUAGCGGGCGUGUUGGUCAUCGCCCUGCCCAUCCCCAUCAUCGUCAACAACUUCUCCGAGUUCUACCGAGAACAGAAGAGGCAGGAGAAGGCCAUCAAGAGGAGGGAGGCUCUGGAACGAGCCAAGCGGAGCGGAAGCAUCGUCUCCAUCAACGUCAAGGACGCGUUUGCGCGCAGCAUGGAGCUAACGGACGUGCUGGUGGAGAAGAGGGAGGAGAACAAAUGCCCCGUGGACAACCACCUGUCCCCCAGCCGCUGGAGCUACCAGAAGCACUACACCAACUCCGAGACGACCAGCUCCGCCCGGCCCCAGCACUACCAGGAGGUGGCCCAGCUGGGCUCCCCGCUGCGCCCCAAAGCGCUCUCCAACCGGGGAACCCCCCAGCACCUGAGCGCCAAGCACCUGGAGGACGCCUACAACAAGACGGCCAUGUUGGACCAGGUGGAGAUGAGGGCUCUUUCCUCCAAACCGGCCCCUAAAGCCAGUCCUGCUGGAAGGGGGUCCCUCCCCAAUCUAACCGAGGACAUCCCGACCCAGAGGGGAGAGAGGAGCUCUUUGCUUCCUGGGCUUGAGGGGAGUCAGACGGGUGUGAGGCAGCAGAAGAUCCCCCCCCCCUUAGAUCUGAGCCAGAUCAGCGCGCUGGAGGGGAACCGGGACAGUAUCCAGCCAGCCGCCAUCAUCAAAGAGGGUCUGUACGAGUUCCUGUCCAGCCCCCAGAAGAGCGAAGGCGGAGAUCCGCAUUCGGUGGAGAACCCGACCUCUGACCCUGUCCUCGGUUCUGAGCAAGAUUACAGCAGUUCUGAGAAAAUGCGAGCCCUAAAGGUCGACCUAAUCGAGUCCCAGGACGACGUCCUUCUGGCCGUGAUGACCCCGGUGGCCACCUCCAGCUUUGAGCUCUCCUCCGAUGACAAAACCUCCAGGUUCCCCGCGUCUCCCGUGACACAGGAGGCCAAGAGCUCAGCGCCCAGGAGCUUAGAAGGUGAAGGGCAGCUCACCGCGGGGUUAAGCCACCAGGGGAGGAAUCACAUGGAAAAGUCAGCUGCUGUCGGCUCGCCCCUGUCCUCCAAAACCAGCCCGCUCAACUGCACCCAGGAGCUGGGGCUGGGGGGGGCGGAGCCCGGGGAGGAGGCCGAGAACCAGGAGAACCAGGAGAACCACAUCGUCCUGGACGGGAGCCUGACUCCCCCCUGUGAGACCAGCAUGUGA
This is a messenger RNA of Menidia menidia (Atlantic silverside), 1896 nucleotides long. Lineage: Eukaryota; Metazoa; Chordata; Actinopteri; Atheriniformes; Atherinopsidae. The record is from the annotation of a GenBank genome assembly.